Molecule: messenger RNA, 3548 nt
Organism: Pseudomyrmex gracilis
Lineage: Eukaryota; Metazoa; Arthropoda; Insecta; Hymenoptera; Formicidae
Exons: 11
Coding region: 141-2954 (937 amino acids)
Biological process (GO): carbohydrate metabolic process
Molecular function (GO): protein binding; beta-N-acetylhexosaminidase activity
Source: RefSeq, a predicted model, not a curated record
UCUAUCAAACCGCUAUGCUGUGCGAGGUUGACAGUAUGAGCGGCGCGAUUUCUGACAGCUGACAGCGAAAGAGCGUCCCUAUGAUGCCAGGUGAUACGCCACUCUGAUUCCCAAGUUAUAGAUUGAAUUUGAGCAGAGAGAUGCAAGGCAUUUGCGAGAACAUUCGCACGGCGAUCGAAUACGGACGUACUGACAUUAUCAGGUCGCUUUUAGACGCGUGUGAAAAUGGUAAUGUAACGGAUGGUAUUACAAAAGAUAAGAUACUGAACCAACCGGUCUUGGAAGAAGGAACUUUUUUAUCAUACGCUUCUAAGACCAAUCAAGCAGAUAUUGUGCGAACUCUCUUGAGCUGUGGUGCUGAUCCAGCUGUUCAGAAUGCAAAUGGGCAUAAUGCAGUUGAUGUUGCCUCAAGCGAUGCAAUAAGACGAAUAUACAUAGAGGAACUCUUGCGAGCAACAGCUGCUUCUGAAGUAGACAGAGUAGUGCAGUUGUUAGACGCAGGAUUGGAUGUUAAUUCAUGGGACUCGCCAGAUAGUAAAAACACACCUUUGCACUGGGCAGCGUGUUAUGGGAAUAAAGAAAUUAUCACAUGUUUACUUGAUAAGGGAGCCAAUGUAAACGCUGAGAAUGGCUGUGGCGCAACACCGUUACAUGAUGCGGUAAAUCGCGGCAAUGUGUCCAUUUGUCAGGCAUUGUUACAGGCUGGUGCGAAUCCUCUCGUACGAGCUACCAAAGGAACAUUCACAGGAAAAACACCGUACGAUCUGUCCAGAAAGAAACAAUCUUUACAUUGUCUCGUGCAGAAGUUCGUGUCGAACUUUAUGUUGAACGAGAACGAAACGAUGCACAGUCCUGCAACGUCAUACACAGAGACAAACUUUUGUCAGAAGAAUCUCGUGAACAACAUGAGCCAAUUAUCAAUCGAAUCUAAUAAGUCUUCGGAUCCGAUGUACGAUGUGCCUUUGCGUGAUACGGGCAAGGAGAGUCCGAAUAAAUGUAGCGCCGACAAAGGAAGUAUCUACAGUUUAUUGUGGCCGCAACCAAAGGCUAUAAUUGAAUUAAAAAACUUUACGGCGCCAUUUAUGGCCGGAAAAGAGCUUCUUAUAUCAAUAAUUCAGGGCAGUGAAUCUGUACAUAGAAUAUUAGACGUAUGGGAGGUCAGUAGAACUCAUUUACUGGAACUGGGUCAUGACGUGAAGAUCGGCGAGGUGCAACCCAGUUGCAGCAAACUUCUCAACGACAAUACAAUAGAGUGUAUCGUGAAUAAGAGCUUAUUUAAUAACGCAGACGGCUAUCAAUUGCAUAUUACGCAAAACUCGGUCAAAGUUAGCGCCGGCAGUUUGGCGGGGUUGCAUUAUGCCGUCUGCACAUUCGUACAGAUUCUACGUCUGAGCAAGAACCAGAGUAGUUCGGAAGUAAUCGAGAUCGAGCCCGUUCUUAUAAAAGACGAGCCAAAGUUCUCGCAUCGCGCUAUAUUGUUGGAUAUUUCGCCCAGAGGACGCAUACCGACCUUAGAUUAUCUGCUGCAUACCAUAGACUUGCUCUCGUCGUUUAAGAUCUCGCAUUUACACCUGUUCUCCAGACUCAUACCUAACUGUGAUUGGCAGCUUUGUUAUUCGAAGUCCGAAAUGGUGACUCUGGAUAGAUACUGCAGAGAUCGUCAUUUAGACAUAGUUCCGACACUAGAUGUCGAUUCUAACGUCGGUCAGCAUCAUCUGGCGCAGAUGUGGCCUAUAUUUCAAGAAUUGCUCGCAGUAUUUCCUAGUUUAAAUUACGUUCACGUCGGUCCGCGAUUAGCCAGUUUAUUAGUGCAGCCCGACAACUUCGAUUUGAACGUAUCUAUCAGUGAAACAAUCGAAACAGACAUGUCGGAAGUAUUCAAGUCGUAUUCGUGUCUUCAAGAACUCUGGCAUGUUCUCAACCUGAGCUCGAGCACGACUCUGUUAUUGUGUUCCAACGGUUUACAUUCCAAACCCGACUUUCACAAUAUUCCGAACAAUAUUAUUCUCGUCGAGUAUGGAUUUCAGACUGAUUAUGAUUUUUCUGAAUGGACGGAAGCAUUUAGGUUGGCGGGUGGCAAUGUUCUGCCAAGUUCCGGCACAGCUAGUUAUAAUAGUUUAGCGGGAUGUCCGGCGUCAACGUAUGCCAACACAAGAAACGCGAUAAAAACUUCUUUAGAACAGAACUCGAUCGGAAUUGUUGUCUCGCAUUGGUCGGGCAGCCAUCACCUCACACCACAUCCUUUCGCGUGGAUCGGUUAUCUGGUAGCGGCUGGUUUAGCGUGGAAUCCACUGACUGAAAUAGAUUUAGAUCCCGACGAUAAUUAUGAUGUUCCUGAAUUGUGUGCAUCAGUUAGGGAAAAAUGUAUUACAAAAUUAUUAGACAUACACGUGUUUCAAGAUUCGGAAUAUAAAAUUGGUAGUGCGAUAUUGGAACUGGGACGUCUGGAUACGCUGGUAUUAACUUUAAGUAAAAAUCAAGCUAUUAAAGACCUACAACAAAUACCCGAUAAUCGCGGAUCCACAUUAUACAGACUGUUGACCGAUCCGGAUAACGUAAACUUGGAAUAUCUUUCGGCUGAUCUGUUUGCCAAACUGACAAAGCAGAUCAAGCGGAUAUCUCACUCCUUGUACGAGGCGAAUCUAUCUUCGAAGUUCGCAUCGAUGGAGAUACAGGAACUGCAAUUGACCUCUGAUCUCAUGUUGACUGCCUGUAAGAUCGGCAGAACACUGAUCGGAGUUGGCGUGAAUCCGAACAGUAAUAUGGGCCUCGCGGUUAUCAAUCUGGGAGUGUGCAACUUGCCACCGAUUUUCCGAACCGACAUAGCAAACAAGAUGUUGGCUCACAUAGAGCAAUACAAAGGGUCCUGGCUGCAAAGACACUUGCCACAGGGUCUUCAAAGCUCCUUGUUAGUCCUAACUAGCGCACUACAUAGAUUUGUGCCAGAAACGUAAAUUUUUUUCUAACCAGAUUUUAUUUAAAUCCAAGUAUCCUGAGGAAUAUAAACGUUUAAAGAUAUUUCUGCCAAUGUGUUUUUAGACUUUUGUAUUGUUUAUGAUGGUUUAAAAAACCCGCGCAUGUACAUGCAAGAAAUAAACUAUAAUAUAACACGUGCAAGAUUGUAGAGAAAAUUUGAAGAGCAACUAUGUUGAGAGCAAUAUGUACUUGUAACUUUGUAUAAUAGCGUAUACAAUAUAUAUAUCAUAUAUUUGCUACAAGAUAUAUCGUUUCUCGAUGUCUGUCAAAUAGCAAGAAGAAAAAUAACAGCUUUGUUAUAAAAACAAUUUUGUUUAAGCGAUAUUAUAUAAAGAAAAUGUUCCUUUUUUAUCAAAUACAAAAAUAUUGAUUUAAUUAUUACGCUUAUUGUCUAUUGUAUGAUAAUCUUAUCAAGCCAUUGUUAUUGAUAUAAAUAACUAAACAUUGUUUACUUGAGUAUAUCAUUUUAUUUUCAUACGGACGUAUGUGCAAAUGCAGAUUUCAAAAUUGUUUUGCAUUGAACUCUAAUGUACAUAUAUAUAUAUAUUUUUUAUAAUACAGAUAUACACAGA